Molecule: messenger RNA, 516 nt
Organism: Dreissena polymorpha
Lineage: Eukaryota; Metazoa; Mollusca; Bivalvia; Myida; Dreissenidae
Exons: 4
Coding region: 1-516 (171 amino acids)
Source: RefSeq, a predicted model, not a curated record
AUGUUGACGUUAUCCCUGAAGAAACGCCUUCUUGGUGCUUACAACCUUGAAAAACGGGCCCCUAUCCAGUGGGGCAUUACCCACGAGAGAAAUGCCAAAGACGACUACUGCAAAGAAGGAAGUGCAACUGUAUUACCGACAGGCAUGUAUAAAAAAAAUAAUAUACAUCAGUCUGGUAUCCUUGGCGCCUCUCCAGAUGGACUCGUUCAGGGGGUGUACAGUGGACCUGUUCACUUGCAGCAAAAUGGGCAACAGCUAUUGUCACUAGACAUCACAGACAUCAAGUGCCCAUUUUCGGCAACGGACAUGACUGUUGCAGAGACAUGCUGCUCAAAUAAAGACUUCUUCUUAGAGCCACCAUCUCAUGAAGGGUUGAUGUUAAAAGAGACCCAUGACUACCGGAACCAAAUACAGGGUCAACUCUACCUGACAGGGACAAAUUGUUGUGAUUUGAUUGUGUGGACCCCAAAAGACAUGCAGAUCAUUCGUAUAGUGAAAUAUGAUUCCUAUUCUUGA